CUGAUUGUUUGGAAGAUGACAAAAAACAUUGUUAACCAUUUCAGGUGCCUCCAGCGACUUUGAUGGUGCAACCAAAAUCGCAAAAUUGAUGGUGACCAGAUUCGGCAUGAGUGACAAGCUCGGUGUCAUGACCUAUGGAGACAUUUCAAAGCAAAGCCCCGAAACACAAGCAGCCAUUGAGCAGGAAGUCAGAGCUUUACUAAAGGACUCAUAUGAACGUGCUAAGGAUAUCCUCAAGACUUACAGUAAGGAGCACAAGAAGCUGGCUGAUGCCCUCCUAACAUAUGAAACUCUGGACGCCAAAGAGAUCCAGAUGGUGCUGGAGGGCAAAUCACUGGACCACUAUAGACCUCAGCAACAGCAGCAGGCAUUGUAGACUCAUACAUAUAUAUGCACAACUGUGCAAUCAAGCACAGGCCUUUGGGAGGCCUUGUUUUGUUUGUAUCCCUUUUAUUGUCAAUGUGAAGAUGACACUGAAACAAUCAUCAUCAUUUACCUUCCUUCAGUGAUUUUUAAAUCAUCUCAGUUUAACUGUGUGAAAAUAACUAUUUGUUCUCCCCAAAAAGUCACAAAGAUGGUUUCAUUCAGGACUCUUUUUUGUUCUCAGCUCUCACAGGGAGAGAAAAACAAAACCUCAGCAGCGGUUUAUGCACCAAGGUCAUAUUUCGUCUCAUAUGAAUUUUUCUCACAUAUUUGUACUAACCAGUGAACACAAUGGGACCUUAAAGUACCUUAAGCUGGAAAGUACCUUUUGGCUAUGACCAGGCACGGGUGCUACUGCUGUUCAUUGUUGAACUUUACCAUAUGCAUAUCUAUUUUCCUUUGUUCUUAUUUAUUGAAGUGCCCAAAGGUAAGACCAGCUGUAGCUGAUAAAUGAGAAGUUGUGUAUAUACUGUAAGCUUGUAAAAGAAAUGCAUUGGUGCUUGUUUGUGUCUUUAGAUUAAAGCCUUCAUAAAGCUCAAAUAAAGAUUCCUCUUACAAAUCAGC
This is a messenger RNA of Neolamprologus brichardi, 987 nucleotides long. Lineage: Eukaryota; Metazoa; Chordata; Actinopteri; Cichliformes; Cichlidae. The record is from RefSeq and is a predicted model, not a curated record.